This is a messenger RNA of Chironomus riparius, 531 nucleotides long. NCBI's taxonomy places the organism in Eukaryota, Metazoa, Arthropoda, Insecta, Diptera, Chironomidae. The record is from the annotation of a GenBank genome assembly.
UGCGAUGAGCCAUUUCAUAUAUUUCGCUUGAUUUCGAAGGUCUGAUUCGUAAAUUGUCAAAUAAAACAUUCAAAAGUUUCAAAAAUGAAGAUUCAAAUUGCAUUGUUGCUUCUUUUUGUAAGCUUAAUAUCAGCAAAUCCACUCGUUAAUCUACGAGACAAUGUAAAAGCUAAUGCAAGACUUCCAGCAAUGCACGACCCAUAUUGGCCAACUUAUUGUCCAGUUCCAGAUUGUGAAAAGGCACAGAGAGCUAUAAACUAUCCAGCUCCUUAUGCAAGGUGGAACUACUAUCAAUGCACAUUCGAUGGAGCCCGUUGGAUUCCUCAGAUCAUUCCGUGUCCUUGUGAUUUAGUUUUUUCAUACAAAGAUCAGCAGUGUGUCUAUCCAUGGAGCAUACAAUUAUGGUGCGAUUAUGAAGAAGUUGCUGACAUUUUGCCAGUGAAUUGUGAUUGAAUAUUUUUAACAAUUUGAAAUUUAAUUUCGUCAAAAUAAAAAUAAACGACCAAAAAUUGGUCUGGAAUGUUUAAAGAA